UUUUUUUUAUUUCCCUCUCAAUCCAAAAAACAAAACGCCAUUAAAACCCCAAUUUUGUCACUCUCUCUCUCUUAUCAGACCAGAAGCGACGACACCACAAAAAUUAUGGAGGGAGCAACUCUGCUUCGCUCUUCUCUCGCCUCCAGCAACCGCCUCUUCUUCUCCUUCCGCUCUUCCCGCCGCUUCGCCCUCCCCUCAUCUCGCUCUUCUUCUUCCACAGCUUCUGCUGUAAGAAACCACCGCCACCGUCCGAUUCUCAACCCCCGCAGACGCUCCCUGCUCCACCGCGCCAGCAGAUUACUCCCCUCCUCUGCCCCCAACGUCGCUAGAAGCUUCUCCUCCCUCUCCCCGCGUGCAGUCGCCACCCCCUUCACUCAGUCCCCUUCAGAGUUUUCUGGGGUGCAAGAUGAAGUCGUGGAAAAGCUCGGGUUCGAGAAGGUCUCUGAGGAGUUCAUUGGAGAGUGUAAAUCCAAAGCUUUGCUUUUCAGGCACAAAAAGACCGGUGCCCAAGUCAUUUCGGUGUCCAACGACGACGAGAAUAAGGUUUUCGGCAUUGUUUUUCGGACCCCUCCGAAUGAUUCCACUGGGAUCCCUCACAUUCUGGAACACAGUGUGCUGUGUGGAUCAAGAAAGUACCCUUUGAAAGAACCAUUUGUUGAAUUGUUGAAAGGGAGCUUGAAUACGUUUCUGAAUGCAUUCACAUAUCCGGAUAGGACUUGCUACCCAGUUGCUUCCACAAAUACAAAGGAUUUCUAUAACCUUGUCGAUGUAUAUCUGGAUGCCGUCUUCUUUCCUAAAUGUGUGGAGGACUUCCGGACUUUCCAACAGGAGGGUUGGCAUUACGAGCUCAAUGAUCCUUCUGAAGAUAUAUCUUAUAAAGGAGUUGUUUUUAAUGAGAUGAAAGGGGUCUAUUCCCAGCCCGAUAAUAUACUUGGUCGGACUGCUCAACAGGCUCUUUUUCCGGACAAUACCUAUGGUGUUGACAGUGGAGGUGAUCCAACCGUUAUUCCUAAACUGACAUUUGAUGAGUUCAAGGAGUUCCACCGUAAAUAUUACCAUCCCAGCAAUGCCAGGAUCUGGUUUUAUGGAGAUGAUGAUCCAACGGAACGCCUGCGCAUUUUGAGUGAGUACCUAGAUAUGUUCGAUGCAAGUUCAUCUCCAAAUGAAUCAAGAAUUCAACCGCAAAAACUAUUUUCCAAACCAAUUUGGAUUUCUGGGAAAUAUCCUGCUGGUGAAGGUGGUGACUUAAGGAAGAAAAACAUGGUAUGCCUCAAUUGGUUGCUCGCUGAGAAUCCCCUAGACUUGGAGACUGAGCUUACGCUUGGGUUUCUGGAUCAUCUUAUGUUGGGAACGCCUGCUUCUCCAUUGAGGAAAAUAUUGCUGGAGAGUGGCUUGGGAGAGGCCAUAGUUGGUGGUGGAGUUGAAGAUGAGCUCCUACAACCCCAAUUUAGUAUUGGGUUGAAGGGCGUUUCGGAAGGUGACAUUCAAAAGGUAGAAGAAGUAGUCAUGAGUACACUUAAAAAGUUGGCAGAGGAAGGUUUUGAUACAGAAGCUGUAGAAGCAUCCAUGAAUACGAUUGAGUUCUCUCUGAGGGAAAACAACACAGGAUCAUUUCCUCGUGGUUUGUCACUAAUGCUCCGGUCCAUGGGUAAAUGGAUAUAUGAUAUGGAUCCAUUUGGGCCAUUAAAGUAUGAGAAACCUUUACUGGCACUGAAAGCCAGGAUAGAAGCUGAAGGCUCGAAGGCUGUUUUCUCUCCCUUAAUAGAGAAAUUUAUUUUGAACAAUCCCCAUAGAGUUGUGGUAGAAAUGCAGCCUGAUCCAGAGAAAGCUUCUCGUGAUGAAGAGUCUGAGAAAGAAAUCUUGCAAAAAGUUAAAUCAGGUAUGACAGAAGAAGAUCUUGCUGAGCUAGCUCGUGCUACACACGAGCUGCGACUGAGGCAGGAAACUCCUGACCCUCCGGAAGCUUUGAGAAGUGUUCCAAGUCUCUCUCUGCAAGACAUUCCAAAGGAACCUACUCGUGUCCCCACACAGGUUGGGGAUAUCAAUGGUGUGAAAGUUCUGCAGCAUGACCUCUUUACAAAUGAUGUCCUGUACACUGAAGUUGUGUUCAAUAUGAGUUCACUAAAGCAAGAGCUUCUUCCUUUGGUACCUCUUUUUUGCCAAUCAUUGUUAGAGAUGGGCACAAAAGACUUAAGUUUUGUGCAACUUAAUCAGUUGAUUGGAAGGAAAACUGGAGGAAUAUCAGUUUAUCCAAUGACAUCAUCUGUACGGGGCAAGGAGGAACCCUGUAGCCAUAUAAUUGUUCGAGGAAAAGCCAUGGCAGGACGUGCUGAUGACCUAUUUCAGCUGGUAUACUUUGUUCCUUUUCUUUUUAGAGUUGGCCAAUAAGACAUUCCCGUUCAUUACUUAAAGAAUAAUUAAUAUGAAGUGGGCUUCAUGUAUUUAUUGCUUUUAA
Molecule: messenger RNA, 2455 nt
Organism: Malus domestica (apple)
Lineage: Eukaryota; Viridiplantae; Streptophyta; Magnoliopsida; Rosales; Rosaceae
Source: RefSeq, a predicted model, not a curated record